Bipolaris maydis ATCC 48331 is the source of this 1631-nucleotide messenger RNA. RefSeq lists its product as uncharacterized. Lineage: Eukaryota; Fungi; Ascomycota; Dothideomycetes; Pleosporales; Pleosporaceae. The record is from RefSeq and is a predicted model, not a curated record. Gene Ontology annotation, cellular component: extracellular region.
CCACACCCAACUGCCCAAGUCAAUCCGCAGUCGUCUUCGUCACAAUGAAGUGGGCUACCAUCACCAUGGCUUUGCUGCCACUGGCCUCGGCCAGCGGCUUUACUCGUCAGGAAUAUGCCUCGGGAGAGGUCAUGGAGCUGAUGAUGAAAGGCAAGGAGGCUGCCUGGGCUAAGCAACGUGCUGCUGGCAAGUUCGACAGCGCUAGGUGGAACGGCUUUGAGAAGAAGAGGACCGACAAGGGCGUCAUCAAGUGCAAGUUUGGUCGUGUUGAGGCUGUCAAGGACGACCCAGACCAGACGUACAGGUGCAACAACAUUGACUUGUACGACUUCAAGACCCACGCCGAGCUUGGUGACUCUAUCGGAGAGGGUUCUGGAUCCUGGGGAUGGACGCACCGUGGCCGUGAAUUCAUUGCCAUCGGCCAAACCUACGGUGCCUCUUUCUCCGAGGUUACCAAGGAGGGAAAGCUCGAGUACCUUGGUCGUCUUCCCGCCCAGAAUGACUCUGUCAUCUGGCGUGAGAUCAAAGUCCUCGGAGACUCUCUUAUUGUCGGAUCCGAGGGUAUCGGCCACCACGUCCAGAUCUUUGACCUGAAGAAGCUUUUGAAGCUUUCUCCCAAGAAUCCUUACACCUUUGACAAGGUUAAGGAUGUUGCCCUCGUCGAUAUCAACCAGGGUAUCAAGGGCCGCACCCACACCGUUAUUGCCAACGAGGAAAAGAACUACGCCGUUGCCUGCGGUGCCGGCGGUCGACCAGGCCGUAACGAUACUUGUGCUGGCGGUCCCAUGUUCAUUAAUAUGGAUGAUCCAACUAAGCCCUACGUCGAGGGAUGUGCCCGGCAAGCGGGAUACUGUCAUGACGCACAGUGUAUCGUCUACCGUGGUCCUCACAAGAAAUACUACGGACGAGACAUUUGCUUUGGCUAUAACGAGAAUCAGCUUGUAAUUUACGACGUUACGAACAAAAAAGGCAUGGGUAAUGCGGGAGCCAUCAUUUCCCGCACUCCAUAUGUCGGCGCUUCGUACACCCACCAGGGCUGGGUUAUUGAUCCCUACUGGCAAACCCACCUUGUUAUGGACGACGAGCUCGACGAGGGCCAGAUCGAUCCUAACCGCACUGCCCCUGACUCGCCCGCAAAAGAUGGAAGGGCAGUAAGCUACGUGGUGGACAUCCAGAACCUCGAGAAGCCCUUUGUCAGCGGUCUUUACAAGACCACUGUCCGCUCCGUCGACCAUAACCAAUAUGUAUACGACGGUCUCUCCUACCAGUCAAACUACCAGGCUGGUCUCCGCAUCCUCGACGUCUCUUCGAUUCCAAAGUAUCCCGACGGUUCGAAGAUCAAGGAGAUUGCGUACUUUGACGUAUACCCUGGUGACGACGCCAAGCCCGGCGGUGGUGACGCUCUCUGGGACGCCGGCACCUGGUCCGCCUAUACCUUCAACUCUGGCUACGUCGUCAUCAACACUAUUGACCGUGGUGUCUUUGUUGUCAAGCAGGCAGAUGUCAAGGGCCUCAAGAAGGGCAAGGGUCAGUUCUGGAAGGACUAGAUUUAUUAUAACAAGUAAUCCAGCCAUCGCCAGAUUAAUGCUAAUAGAAACGAUAUAAAUGAUUUCAAUUUAAACGUGUGUUUA